Molecule: messenger RNA, 712 nt
Organism: Scutellospora calospora
Lineage: Eukaryota; Fungi; Glomeromycota; Glomeromycetes; Diversisporales; Gigasporaceae
Source: the annotation of a GenBank genome assembly
UGGAAACAAGGAUGUUGAUGAAUUUAUUAGAAAUUCUCAAUUGAAAGCAUUAAAUGAUUAUAAUGUUUUAGAAUGGAUUCCAUAUGAUAAAUUUAAAGAAAUUGAAUAUUUAGAUGAAGGUGGAUUUAGCAAAGUCUAUAAGGCAAUCUGGACUGGUGGAAGAGUUCUGGAAUGGAACGAUCAAAUUCAACAAUGGAAACGAAAAGGUGAUAUGAAGGUCGCUUUGAAAAUUCUAAAUAAUUCAUGCACAAACUUUGAUAAAUUUUUACAAGAGUGUGACAUUAGAAGGCCGAAAAUUAAACCUGAGAUACCAGAUUUAUUCAAGCAAUUAAUUAUUCGUUGUUGGAAUCCUGAACCAGCUAAACGUCCCAAUGCAGAUGAAUUAUUUACAAAAUUUUAUAAUUGGUGGAAGGAUAAAGAUAAUAAAAAUUCUGAAUUAUACAAACAAAUCCAAAGAUCAAAGAAAUUUUCCAAAAAAAAUCCGUCACAAAAAAUAUAUUCAGAAACACGUUAUACAAAGAGUUGCCGGGUUAAUGUUCCUACUACCACCUAUACAGGUCAUUUGCUUAAUGCCUUUAACUAUACAAAUCAGUGGCUUAACAAUCUUAUCUUUCCAAAACCUCAUUCAAGUGAUCUCAAUAUACGAUCCAGCACAAGCAAAAAUAUUCGAAAUCAAUGUAAAUAUAUAACGAUUAUAUUAAAAAUUACUUAA